Messenger RNA from Bubalus bubalis (water buffalo), 1638 nucleotides. RefSeq names its product family with sequence similarity 228 member B (gene FAM228B). The coding region runs from base 191 to 1345 and encodes 384 amino acids. The record is from RefSeq and is a predicted model, not a curated record. NCBI's taxonomy places the organism in Eukaryota, Metazoa, Chordata, Mammalia, Artiodactyla, Bovidae. The transcript is spliced from 9 exons.
AAUGGCAACCCACUCCAGUGUUCUUGCCUGGAGAAUCCCAGGGACGGGGGAGCCUGGUGGGCUGCCGUCUAUGGGGUCGCUCAGAGUCGGACACGACUAAAGUGACUUAGCAGUAGCAGUAGCACUAAAAAGGAAUUGAGAUGUAUCAACAGAAAGAUUGAUUUGGUUUCAAGGGGCACAUAGCUGAUGAAUGUCAGAGCCAGGAAUCAAACUAUCUUGUGGUCCUGCCCAAGGCUCUAGAGUAGAAGGAAAGACUGCCUGGGGCAACCAUCUGUCCCAUCAAUUACAAACUCCCCUUCUCUUUAUUUACAUCCCUCUCCUGAGCAUUCUUGCAAGAAGGCUACCCAAAUUACAUAUUUUUUAUAAGGCCUGUUUUCCAGAAACGCCUGUCAGCCACUGUCCCUCCUCGUCAUCUGUGUCAAAACCACUAUUGCAAGAAAAGAGACAGAAGAAGCCCAACAGUGUAUUCAGAGGGAAGGUUCAAAAGGCCAAAGGAGGCCUUUUCUGGAAACUUUGUGUUUUUCUAGGGAAUCUGUUAUUUGGGGCCACAAUGAAAAGUUAUGAGAAGGAUCUGAUAACUGACAAGCUUCCCAAGCUCAAGAGCUCAAGAGAAUGGUUGGAGCCACAACCACUUUCUUUUAUGGAGGUAUUAGCUAAGGAAGAUGUUGAUGCAGCUAUUCAAUCAAUAUUAUAUAGAGAAAAUUAUAUAAUUAAGGAAUUAGAUAAGUGUUUAAAACAUUAUGACUUCCUAAAUGCAAGAAGAAAAGAGAUAUUGUAUAAAAGAUGGGUUGACCAUGUGGCAGAUCCUCUCCAGAAUAAAAUUAUAGAGAAAGUUACUUCGUAUAAGAAGAUUAAAAAAAGGAGACAAGAAGAAUUAGAUGGUUUUUUAAAAUAUGUAAAUAAAAAGGGAAAUGCAUUUAUAGAGCAUUAUGAUCUGAAAGAGUAUGAUCCUUUUUACAUGAACAAAGAGGACCCAAAUUUUCUGAAGGUUACCAUCCCACCAUUUCGUGACCCUUUGAAAAAGGCACAAUAUGACAAAGAUGAUGGGAAAAGAAUUCUUCUUCAGUGUGAGACUGGCAAAAUAUAUACAAUGAAAGAAUUUAAAGAGGUUGAGAAGGCCAAACUGUAUUCCAGAUUCCCAGGAAUUUCUAAUUCAAGGCAUUUAAUGACUCCAAAUGAGUGGAUUAGACUGCCUCCAAACUACAUAGAAAGUGAAUUUUGUAAAAGGAGCAGGUUAAAAAUAAAAGUGAAUUUUAAUGAAAGCAGUUUUGACUUGAAACCCUCUGCAAGAACUCCUCAUCCGGAAUUCCAAAAAGAAGAUAAAGCAGUUCAUUAUAAGUUUUAGCAACCAAGGAGUACACACCCUGGUCCUUGACUGGUCAAAGAGGACACAAAAGAAGGCUGCUUCAAAGGAAGCCAUCUGUUGCAGGAAGCGCUCAGAUUGAGGACCAAGGAAAGCACUCAAGAAAUGUUCUCUAAGAAAAGCAUCUGCAAUGAACUUUGUCUUUGAGUCCAAUUGUCUGUAUGAUAAUUAAGAAAUGACCGUACUAUAUAUUGACAGUUACUGCAAAUUAUUUCCCAAAGGAGUUAAAUGUUGCCUCAGAGAUAUAAUAAAAAUACUAACUGUUGCCUUACUUA